UCCCGGUGGGCGGCAGGCGGACAGGUGUGAGGGGGUGGGGGGCACGCGGACAGGUGUGCGGGGGGGGGGGGACGCGCGGAGCCUCGCUGUCAAGGAUGCAGAAGUCACCGGUGGAAGAUGCCAACUUCCUGUCCAGGUUCUUCUUCUGGUGGAUGUCCCCGCUGCUCAGGAAGGGUUUCAGGCAGAAGUUGGACCUGACCGAUGUUUACAAAGCUCCUUCGUACGAUCUGGCAGGGAACUUGUCGGAGCGACUAGAGAGAGAAUGGGACAGAGAGGUGUCGGCCAAGAACAAACCCAGACUGAUGCGGGCGCUAGCGCGCUGCUUCAUCGGCCCGUUUGCUUUCUAUGGAGUCCUGCUCUACUUUGGGGAAGCCUCCAAGACAGUGCAGCCUCAGCUUCUGGGUCGCAUCAUCGCCUCCUUUGACCCGUUCCACGCCCCCGAGCGGAACCAGGGCUACUUCCUGGCACUGGGCCUGUGCCUGCUCUUCACCGCUCGCUUCCUGCUGCUGCAGCCAGCCAUCUUUGGCCUGCAUCACCUGGGCAUGCAGAUCCGCAUCGCGCUCUUCAGUCUCAUCUACAAGAAGACCCUCAAGCUGUCCAGCAGGGUCUUGGAUAAAAUCAGCACGGGUCAGCUGGUGAGUCUGAUGUCGGCCCACCUCAACAAGCUGGAUGAGAGCCUGGGUCUGGCCCACUUUGUGUGGAUCACGCCCCUGCAGUGUAUCCUGUGCGUGGGUCUGAUUUGGGAGCUGAUCGAGGUGAACGGCUUCUGUGCGCUGGCAUCGCUCACCCUGCUGGGCAUCAUCCAGGCCUGCCUCUCCCAGAAGAUGGGACCUCACAGAGUGAAGCGUGCGGGGAUGAUCAGCCGCCGCUUGGCUCUCACCUCAGAGAUUGUGGAGAACAUCCACUCAGUGAAGGCGUACGGCUGGGAGGACGUGAUGGAGACCAUCAUCAAGAACAUCAGACAGGAUGAAAUGACCCUGACCAGAAAGAUCGGAUCCUUGCGUUACUUCUACAGUGCCGCUUACUUCUUCUCCGCCAUCUUGGUGGUGGUGUCGGCCAUUGUGCCGCACGCGCUCAGCAAAGGCAUCAUCCUGCGCCGUAUCUUCACCACCGCCUCCUACUGCAUGGUGCUGCGCAUGACGCUGACGCGGCAGCUGCCGGGGUCCAUCCAGAUGUGGUACGACACGCUGGCGCUGGUCAAGAAGAUAGAGGAGUUCUUGAUGAAGGAGGAGUACAGCGUUCUGGACUACAACCUGACCACCACAGAACUGGAGAUCAUCAACGUCUCUGCAUCCUGGGAUGAGGGCAUCGGCGAGCUCUUUGAGAAGAUCAAGCAGGAGAACAAAGCCAACGGUCACGCCAACAACGGCCUCUUUUUCACCAACCUGUACGUCACACCCGUCCUGAAGAACAUCAGCCUCCGCCUGGAGCAGGGCCAGAUGCUGGCGGUGGCGGGAUCCACGGGCUCUGGGAAGAGCUCUCUGCUAAUGAUGAUUCUGGGAGAGCUGGUGCCGUCCGAGGGGAAAAUCCGACAUAGCGGUCGCGUGUCGUUCUCCUCGCAGACUUCCUGGAUCAUGCCGGGCACCAUAAGGGACAACAUCCUCUUUGGACUCACCUACGACGAGUACCGCUACACUUCGGUCAUCAAGGCCUGCCAGCUGGAGGAGGACUUUGCCUUGCUACCUGAGAAGGACAAGACGCACCUUGUUGAAGGAGGGGUGACGCUCAGUGGGGGUCAAAGGGCGCGCCUCAACCUGGCCAGGGCUGUGUACAAAGAUGCAGACCUCUACCUGCUGGACGCACCCUUCACACACCUGGACAUUGUGACGGAAAAAGAGAUCUUUGAGAAGUGCGUGUGCCAGCUGAUGGCCAGCAAGACUCGGAUCGUGGUCACCAGCAAGUUGGAACACCUCAAGCGGGCGGACAAGAUCCUUCUGCUCCACAACGGCGACUGUUACUUCUACGGAACCUUCUCGGCGCUCCAGGCCCAGCGGCCCGACUUCAGCUCGCUCCUGCUAGGCUUGGAGGCGUACGACAACAUCAACGCCGAGCGCCGCAGCUCCAUCCUGACCGAAACCCUGCGCAGGGUCUCGGUGGACGAGACCGCCGGCUUCCGAGGCCCCGAGGCCUUCCGGCAGUCCUUCCGCCAGGCGCCGCCUCCCAUCGUCCUCAACGGCCCGCCGACCGGAGGCGAGAACUACCCGGAGAAGCGCAAGCAGUCGCUCAUCCUCAACCCGCUGGCCGCCGCCCGCAAGUUCUCCUUCAUGGGGAACUCGCAGCAGACGGCGAGCGGCACGCAGGCCGCCGCCACGGAGGACGCCGCGCGGGAUCUGUCCGAGAGGAAGUUCUCGGUGGUGCCGGAGGACGAGCAGGUGGAGGAGGUGCUGCCCAGAGGGAACGUCUACCACGACGGCUUUCCGCAACUGAACGGCCAGCGGCGGCAGUCGGUGCUGGCGUUCAUCACCAGCGCCCGCGGCAACGGGCGCCGGGAGCAGAUGCAGACGUCCUUCCGGAAGAAGCUCUCCAUCACGCCGCAGUGCGACCUGGCGUCCGAGCUCGACAUCUACGCCCGCCGCCUGUCCAAGGACAGCGUGUACGACAUCAGCGAGGAGGUGGACGAAGAAGACAUGGAGCAAUGCUUCGCCGACGACCGCGAGAACGUGUUCGAGACCACGUCUUGGAGCACCUACCUGCGCUACGUCACCACCAACCGGAGUCUGGUCUACGUCCUGGUCUUCAUCUUCCUGGUCUUCGUCGUCGAGGUUGCCGGCUCGGUCCUCGGCAUCUUCCUCAUCACCGACACCAUCUGGCGGGACGGCGCCAACCCGUCGUCCCCGAACUUCGUCGACGAGCAGCACCCGAACACCUCGUCCCCGCCCGCCCACCUGGCGGUCAUCGUGACGCCGACCAGCGCCUACUACAUCAUCUACAUCUACGUGGCCACGUCGGAGAGCGUGCUGGCGCUGGGCUUCUUCCGCGGCCUGCCGCUGGUGCACACGCUGCUCACCGUGUCCAAGCGGCUGCACGAGCAGAUGCUGAGCGCCGUGCUGCGGGCCCCCAUGGCGCUGCUCAACACCAUGAAGACAGGACGCAUCAUGAACAGGUUCACCAAGGACAUGGCCACCAUCGACGACAUGCUGCCCCUGGUGCUCUUCGACCUCAUUCAGCUGACACUGAUCGUCCUGGGCGCCAUCUUCACCGUGUCCAUCAUCCGGCCGUACAUCUUCAUCGCCGCCAUCCCGCUGACCGCCAUGUUCGUCAUCCUCAGGAAGUACUUCCUGCGAACGGGCCAGCAGCUCAAGUUACUGGAGGCCGAAGCCCGCAGCCCCAUCUUCUCGCAGCUGAUCAUCUCACUGAAAGGUCUGUGGACCAUCCGUGCGUUCGGGCGUCAGACUUACUUCGAGCAGCUCUUCCACAAGGCCCUCAACACGCACACGGCCGCAUGGUUCCACUACCUGGCCGCGCUGCGCUGGUUCCUCUUCCGCUGUGACGUCAUCUUCGUGCUCUUCUUCACCGCCGCCGCCUUCAUCGCCGUGGGAACCAACCAGGACAAACCUGGUGAGAUUGGCAUCAUCGUUGCCUUGGCGAUGCUCAUUCUGGGCACUUUCCAGUGGGCGGUCAUCACCAGCAUCACUGUGGACGGUCUGAUGCGUUCGGUGGACCGAGUGUUCAAGUUCAUCGACCUCCCGUCAGAGGAGGCGUCGCCGUGCCAAGGAGGCGGCAAAGGAGGCGGCGUGGUCAUCGAGAACCCUCACGCACAGGACUGCUGGCCCAACCGAGGUCACAUGGACGUCAGGGGCCUCACCGUCAAAUACACGGACGCCGGACGCGCCGUCCUCAAAGACGUCAGCUUCUCAGUGGACGGCGGCCAGAGCGUGGGUCUGCUGGGUCGCACGGGUUCAGGCAAGAGUACUUUGUUCUCCGCUCUGCUGCGUCUGGCGUCCACUGAGGGGGACAUUUGUGUGGACGGCGUCUCCUGGACCUCCGUGUCCUUACACACGUGGAGGAAGGCCUUCGGGGUGGUGCCUCAGAAAGUUUUCAUCCUGACUGGAACGUUCCGCAUGAAUUUGGACCCUCAUGGACGCUACAGCGAUGAAGAGCUGUGGAGGGUCGCAGAGGAGGUGGGCCUGAAGUCGGUGAUCGAGCAGUUUCCUGACAAGUUGGACUUCCAGCUGGAGGACGGUGGGAACGUUCUGAGUAACGGUCACAAGCAGCUGAUGUGUUUGGCUCGCUCCAUCCUCAGCAAGGCCCGCAUUCUCCUGCUGGAUGAACCCUCUGCCUACCUGGACCCCAUAACUCUGAAGGUCCUCAGGAAGACGCUGAAACAAGCCUUCUCUGCUUGCACCGUCAUCAUGUCCGAACACCGAGUGGAACCUCUGCUGGAGUGUCAAACCUUCCUGAUGAUCGAGGACAGCUCCACCAAGACGUACGAGUCCAUCCACAAGCUGCUCAACGAGACCACACACCUCAGGCAGGCCAUGAGCCCCUCAGACCGCCUGCGCCUCGGACCCUCGCUGCACCGCCUCAACUCCAGCAAGAGGGCGGCGCCGCAGAGCGCCAAGAUCUCCUCCCUGCCCGAGGAGGCCGAGGACGACGUCCUGGACACGCGGCUGUAGCGCAAGCACACACAUACACACACGCAAACACACACACACACACACGCUUACCUUUUGAAGCACUUUAGAGACGACGAAGACGAGUUGCAGAAGCCAGUAAUUCUUCCCUUUCCCGCAGCGUCACUUGACGUCCACAACAUGUCUUCCGUCCUCCGCAGGAAACGUUUGUGAGGGCCGUUUGUCACGCAAUAAUACUUUGUAAUUGUUGUCCAAGGUACCAGCAUGUGCCACUGUGAUCUUUUCAACCGAUAACUCCGCUGUGGAAAUGUCUUUUUGUCUUUGCCUGAUCAAAUAUAUUUACAGUAAAAUCAAAGAUUUGGACAACU
Molecule: messenger RNA, 4942 nt
Organism: Nerophis ophidion (straightnose pipefish)
Lineage: Eukaryota; Metazoa; Chordata; Actinopteri; Syngnathiformes; Syngnathidae
Gene: cftr
Product: CF transmembrane conductance regulator
Exons: 27
Coding region: 96-4616 (1506 amino acids)
Biological process (GO): chloride transmembrane transport; bicarbonate transport
Cellular component (GO): cytosol; apical plasma membrane; plasma membrane
Molecular function (GO): ABC-type transporter activity; ATP binding; ATP hydrolysis activity
Source: RefSeq, a predicted model, not a curated record